This is a messenger RNA of Gryllus bimaculatus (two-spotted cricket), 1252 nucleotides long. NCBI's taxonomy places the organism in Eukaryota, Metazoa, Arthropoda, Insecta, Orthoptera, Gryllidae. The record is from the annotation of a GenBank genome assembly.
CAAAAAAACUAGACAGGUUGUUCUUUAAGACCUUCAUUAAACAUUACAUCACUGCUCUUGACAACUGGAGUUGUAAUCAUCCAGGGAAAACCUGUAGGCUAGCGGCACACGAUCGUCAAAUGAAGGACGUUUAAGUCGGUCGUCGAGUGGAACAGUGGAAAGCACACAUCAUUUAAUACCGGACCGUGGCUCACGAGUGCGCUGCAUGACGUGCGUCAGAAAUAUUGUCUGAUUUAAAUGUGGUGACUCCUCAAGGUCGAAAGAUUGAAGUUAAUCAAGCUUCCGAUUGGACAGUAGUGUACCCCUUUCCUAGCUUGCGACCUUGGCAAGUCACUCUAUUUAAAUGGGGAAUAGCGUCCGUUGGGUACCAGACGACGGACGUCACGUGCUAGUCAACGCACGUUACUCCGUGACGCACGUUGUGGCUUCAUUAGGAUAUCUUUGGAUGUCACACGGUCAGCGUUGCGACGGACGUUAUCAUUCCACAAGUUGAACAGGUAAACAUGGAAAGAGUCGACACCGAAAUGCUCAUAAAAGAGGUUGAGAACAGACCAGUUCUAUGGGACCCUUCGUUUGACGAGUACAAAAAUAAAUUUAAAAAAACAGAGGCAUGGGAAGAAAUAUGUACUAUCUUCGACCCUACUUUCUUCUCGAAAACCAACAUGGAGAAAAAAAUUCAAGUGAUAGAAAUUACUUCCAAAUGGAGGACGGUACGAGAUAAUUAUAUACGAAGUCUGAAGAAACAAGAAGAACACGAGAAAACAGGAGGUGCAGCGAAAAGGCACUCCAAAUACACAUACGAACCACUCUUGUCGUUUUUGAAGAAGUCCAAGGAGCUAAGGGCUAAUGAUAGUAGCCUCAGUGAGCCAAGUAGUCAGCCGAGCACUUCUGGUAGUAUCAGUGAGCCAAUCACUAGUGCUUUCGCCCCAAAAUUAGAGGACAUUCAACCUCAACGGAUCGGGCUCCAAAAUGUGCCUCGAAAAGCGACGCAACAAAAGAGAGAGAGAAACAGUAUAGAAAAUACGUUUGAAGAAUAUAUGCAGUGCGUUUUAAAAAAAAUGAAGAGUGGGGAAGAGGAGGAUGACAACAUGUCAUUUUUUAGAAGUUUAAUGCCCGAGAUCAAAGAACUCACCAGUAACGAAAAAAUUAAAUUUCGAAUGGGAGUCAUGCAAUUGCUUCUUGAUAUCAAAAGUUGUAGGGAGUAGGCAGUGGAUGCUGCAUUAGGAAAUUAAUAAAAGUUUUUCUAAAUUUA